UUAGUAGUCGACUCUUGUUCCGUUCACACAAGCUCUCGUCUCACUUGGCUGUUUUUGCCCACUUUCAAAACUUUCGCCCUAGUAAAACCAAAACCAAAACCAAAACAACAACAACAACAACAAAAAAUUGAACUUGAGUUUGGAAAGAAAGAUUUGAAUAAGAUUUGUCAAAGUUAACAUUUUUAGACUUAGUGCAGUGAAGCGGAAAGGAUCAGUGAGCGAACUUCGCCAGUGGUAGCCUUUUGAUUUUUGAACUCUAAUAAUCAAGCCAAAUUUUUCAUUGGACUCGAAACGACUUACCAUCUGCCGGCCGAGAAGUCGAAAGCGAAAUGGUAGCACGUGCAAAUCACCAAUCAUGAACUUGAUAUCCUUAAAAACCGUACGACGCUGAACGUAAGAUGCGAUAUGCCUAUUAGUUUUCGACUAGAGUGACUGCUUUAGAAUCGAAAACACCCCACGCCUCGAUUUGCGUCCAUCAAAGCAUUCGACUUGAACUUGAAUUGAACAACGGUAGUAUUUGCGGACCGGAAGGUGGACACAUCCGUUAGGCGUUGUUCUGUGACAUUUGCUAAAGCAGCGCCGAAAUAUCGGAUCGGCAAAUCGGCGGAGCUGCAAAAAAAAAAAAAAAAAAAAAAAAUGGCGCUGAAAAGCUACGAAAUCAUUGUGCUGGCCGUUUCUUUACUAACAGCCACCAAUGCCGUGACGGCCAAAAGCACCAAUAGCAACGGAAGCGGGGGCAGUAGCAGCAGCAUCACCGGCGGCGGUGGCAACAGCGGUUUUCUGCACAUGUUUGCGGCUCAACAAAAUCCUACUGAUCCGUGUUACGAAGAGAUUCCAAUCGGCCUGGCCAAUCAGGCGGGUGCGGGCGCCGUCGGAGGGGCCACAUCCGGCGCUUCGACGGCCGUUUCCGGCAGCGGCACGAUGCUGCGCUCGCGACGCUGCGUACCGGACUUCGUCAACGCCGCUUUCGGGAAAGAGGUGGUGGCCACGUCGACGUGCGGCAACCCUCCGUCGCGCCACUGCUACACCAACACGGACGAGAAAGGCGAACUGGCUCGCAUGUGCAGCGUGUGCGAUGCGAGCAAUGCCCGCCGACGCCACCCGUCCACCUAUCUAACCGAUUUGCACAACGUCAACAACAUGACGUGUUGGCAGUCGGAACCGUUGUUCUCGCCGCUUCCUUCGUCGCCAUCGUCGGCCUCUUCGUCUCAGCCAAUGCUGCCGUCGUCUGGCAGCUCCGUGCUGACGGAGAACAACGUGACGCUGACGCUCUCCCUGGGUAAAAAGUACGAAUUGACGUACAUCAGUCUGCAAUUCUGCGGCCGCAAGCCCGACAGUUUGGCCAUUUACAAGAGUAUGGACUUUGGGAAAACCUGGCAAGCGUUCCAGUAUUAUUCGUCGCAAUGCCGCAAAUUGUACGGCAGGCCGAACCGGGCCAUCAUCACCAAAGCCAACGAACAGGAAGCGCUCUGCACCGACGCCCAUUCGCUACUCGACCCGUUGUCCGGCUCUCGAAUCGCCUUCAGCACGAUGGAAGGCAGGCCUAGCGCUUUCGAUUUCGAGAACAGCCCGGUGCUUCAAGAUUGGGUGACGGCGACGGACGUCCGCGUCGUCUUCCACCGUUUCCACCCGUACGGCGAGGAACAGCAGCGGACCGGUGGUGGCGGCAGCGCGGAGAACAACGACUCGAACGCGGCCGUCUCUGUCCGCGACUACUCCUUCUACGCUGCAGCUGACUUCGCCGUUGGCGGACGCUGUAAAUGCAACGGGCACGCCUCAAGGUGCGUCCAGGGACGAGACGGACUUCUUGGCUGCGACUGCCGUCAUAAUACAGCUGGGCGCGAUUGCGAAAAAUGCAAACCUUUCCAUUUUGAUCGGCCCUGGGGACGAGCGACCGCCAAAGAGGCCAACGAAUGCAAAGCAUGUAACUGCAACUUACACGCGCGAAGAUGUCGUUUCAAUAUGGAGUUAUUCAAAUUAUCUGGCCGCAUAAGUGGAGGAGUGUGUCUUAAAUGCCGACACAACACGGCAGGGAGGUAUUGCCACUACUGUAAAGAAGGCUAUUACCGAGAUCCAGCCAAGCCUAUUACCCACCGCAAAGCUUGCAAAGAAUGCGAAUGUCAUCCAGUUGGAGCAUCGGGCCGGACUUGUAAUCAAACAACUGGGCAAUGUCCUUGCAAAGAUGGCGUCACCGGAAUCACAUGCAACCGUUGUGCUAAAGGAUACCAACAAAGUCGAUCACCCAUAGCUCCUUGCAUCAGAAUCCCCAAAUCUUCACUAAAUCCAGCACCCACUUCAGUGGAAUCAACCUCUAAUUCUAAUUCAGAGAAUUGCGGCCCUUGCCCAGCGGAUAAUCGACGACUAAAUCUCAAGAAAUACUGCAAACGCGAUUACGCAUUGCUGGCUACGAUCACGGCACGAGAAACAGCUGGAGAAUGGGUAAAGUUUACAAUGAACGUUCAAACGAUUUUCAAGAAAACAAGAGACAAUCGCGUGCGACGUGGACUUACUUACUUCUGGGUCCGUAUGUCCGAUCUAGCUUGUAAAUGCCCAAAGAUAAAGAUCAACAAGUCUUACUUAAUUUUGGGAGGCUCUGAGGACACUAAGUAUGGGCGACCAGGCAUCGAACUUAACACCCGAUCAAUCGUCAUUGAAUGGAAGGCAGAAUGGAUCAGUCGAAUGAGACGAUUUGAACGACGUGCUUCUCGAAAAUGCAAAUGAACACUAUUGUAAGUUAGUAAUUACUACCAAUUGGCUGACCAAUUAUUAUUAUUUUUUCAUUUCCCAAGAGUUCUUGUGAAGUUUUCCUUUGUUCCAUUAACACAUACAUGACUAUAGAUCCGUGUAUAAGUUUUAACGAUUAUCUGUAUUCCUUCUGCUAUUUGUAAUGUUCGUUUAGCUCACCAAACAAAAAGCUUACUCAGUCAAGACGUUAUUGAAACGCAUCGGCAAAAUUAAUAAAAUCUUGGCCAAUGAAGUUAAGGGACUAGAAUUUUCAUACAGCGCUGUACGAAGCCAAUCCUGUUUCUAUAACGAUACCCUCGCCCCAACGCUGAAUGCGAUAGCCAGAUUAGUAACUUUGCCCUGGUAUGGGUUGGGAUGGCACUUCGCGAGACUUCUUUGCAUGAACAUAAUUUUUUUGGUGUUUGUAGCAAGUUCCUACUUUCAAUAUUGUACUUGUACUUUGUGGUGGUGCAAAAGUUUUGAAAAAAAAAAAAAAUUGUCCGCUUUGAAUUCUGCUGAAGCCAUUUCGUUUUUUCCGCACAUUUUUACAAGUUCGAUAGGCGUUUUAAUCACUCUUUUCAACAGCCCAAACUUGUCCUGUACAUUAAGUUUCACUUCAUUGCAGCAACAUGCUCUAUUUUAAAUGUUCGAUGUACAUUAUUUUCUUCUACAUGCUAUGCAUUACAAAAAUCAGUGUUUCAACUAACUUCCACUGUAGUAUUCGUAAUGGUAUUUCCGAGUGGCCAAUUCCCAACAUUUGUCUUGAUUUAUGUUUGUGAUAAUUGUAGUGUACUAUUUUGUGUCAAUACAAGUACGUCACUUAAACGUAA
Messenger RNA from Daphnia carinata, 3554 nucleotides. RefSeq names its product netrin-3-like. Lineage: Eukaryota; Metazoa; Arthropoda; Branchiopoda; Diplostraca; Daphniidae. Gene Ontology annotation, molecular function: protein binding. The coding region runs from base 637 to 2721 and encodes 694 amino acids. The record is from RefSeq and is a predicted model, not a curated record. The transcript is spliced from 7 exons.